GGAAGAGCAUAAUGCGUGACUGAUGGAAAGAUGGCGGCCUGUGCGUUACGCAGAGCUGUGCUAAGCAGCGUCAGUACUUACAGCAGAAAGCACACGCACAGAAUACUGAGUUUCGCGGAAGCUUCUAGUAGGUUUGACGUUUACAAACCGCAGCAAACAUGUCACGUCUGUGGUUCGUUCGCCAGCGGUCAGCAGAGACGGUUCAUGUCGUCACGGAACAGGCCUGAAGGGAAGAUUUUGGAGACGGUCGGGGUGUUUGAAGCCGUGAAGCAGCAUGGAAAAUAUGAAACUGGACAGCUGUUCCUCCACAGCGUGUUUGGCUACAGAGGGAUCGUGUUGUUUCCUUGGCACGCUCGUCUUUACGACAGAGACGUCACCCCUCCCAUCUCGGACAGCAAACCUGAGCCUCCAGGAACCCACGGCUCCAAGGAGGUGAAGGGGAAGACUCACACUUACUACCAAGUUCUGAUUGACACCAGAGACUGCCCUCACAUCUCUCAGAGGUCUCAGACCGAGGCGGUGACAUUUCUGGCCAACCAUGACGACAGCAGAGCGCUCUACGCCAUCCCAGGUCUGGACUAUGUGAGUCAUGAAGACAUCCUACCAUAUUACUCCACGGAGCAGAUCCCCAUCCAGCAUGAGCUCUUUGAACGCUUUCUCAUGUAUAACCCCACUAAAUCUCCUCCGUUUACUGCCAGAGACACCCUGAAGGCGUGGCAGGAGAAGAACCACCCGUGGCUGGAGCUGUCGGACGUCCACAGGGAGACCACAGAGAACAUCCGAGUCACAGUCAUCCCCUUCUACAUGGGAAUGAGGGAGGCUCAGAACUCUCACGUGUACUGGUGGCGCUACUGCAUCCGUCUGGAGAACCUGGGAAAUGAGGUGGUCCAGUUGAGAGAGAGACACUGGAGGAUCUUCAGCCUGUCAGGAACCCUGGAGACGGUUCGGGGACGAGGCGUGGUCGGCAGGGAGCCAGUGUUGUCUAAAGAGCAGCCAGCUUUCCAGUAUAGCAGCCAUGUGUCCCUUCAAGCCCCCAGCGGUCACAUGUGGGGGACCUUUCGCAUUGAAAGAACGGACGGGUCCCACUUUGACGUCCGCAUUCCUCCUUUCUCCCUUGAGAGCAACAAAGACGACAAAGCGCCCCCUGCUGGCUACACUUUCUAACAGCUGCUUCUCCCCUUUGAGGACCCAGGCACCGUGUCUGCGCUGGGUCGUCCUCCUAUCUGGACUCGCCCCUCCUCUGUGUUCAUGCAGAGCAUUCAGUAUCAGUCAGGUCAAACAAGAACAUCUGGAAAACCACCAGAGAAUCAGCGAUGGUCAAAUUCAUCUAGUUUUGUUCAAAUUCCCCCAAAGGAUAGUUUUCCUUUUCAAGCCUGGAUUAGGUUUGAAGAGAUGUUCACGCCAAAGCUGAGAGGAAAAUAAAACUCACCAAGCUGAUGGGGCUUGUCUGGACAUGCAGUGCCUAAAAUAUUGAUCUGGUUGUUUUGAACAGGUCUGCUAACCUGGGGUUUGUGCAAACAGACAAACUGUUUUUGUCUUCAUUUGUGGAUAAUCUCUCCAUUUUACCAAACUAUCGUUUUCUGUUUGGUUUGUGAAUUUCUCCACCUUUCUGGACCUCUUUUCUGCUGCCAUGAUGUUCAUCAGCCCUCCAUGGCCCAGCAGAGCCAUUAAAAAUCAUGUGAUCCAGCAAUGAAGCAGAGGAAACGUCACACAGGCUUGUUGUGAAAUGGAAACCCGAUGCAGACGGGUACGACAUGAUGGUGUUUCCUCUGCAACAGCAGGGAGCUGUUGAGCUUUAUAUGCUUAAAAAAUGUGACUAAAGUAGCACAAUAAUACAGUAAAUUCAUUCAUGAGGGUGCGACGAAGCUUUAGCCAACAUCCUUCCUGCUCCCACAGGAUCCAGACCUCAUCCUGGCUCGUUCUGGACUUGUUGGAUGUCUGUGGCUUACUGUGUGACCGUUCAAGAAGUCUAACGUUUCUCCAGCAAAAUACAACAGUUCUAAAUUCAGCUGGAGAAUUGAAGAUUGUUGGAAAACUGUAAAUAAGGAUGUAAUUAAAAGUAGAGCAAAUAAAUAUGCCUUUUAACAAUU
This is a messenger RNA of Oryzias latipes (Japanese medaka), 2090 nucleotides long. It is a transcript of the gene poldip2, whose product is annotated as polymerase (DNA-directed), delta interacting protein 2. NCBI's taxonomy places the organism in Eukaryota, Metazoa, Chordata, Actinopteri, Beloniformes, Adrianichthyidae. The record is from RefSeq and is a predicted model, not a curated record. Gene Ontology annotation, cellular component: mitochondrial nucleoid; nucleus. Gene Ontology annotation, molecular function: DNA binding. Gene Ontology annotation, biological process: error-free translesion synthesis.